AUGGGUCUCGGUGCCUACAUUGCUUCUCCAGCCGUGGAGGAGCGCUUCGUCGACGAUUUCCGGUCCGGUCAUCUCGAUCGCCACCGCGGCCACCGCCGCAAGAACUCUUCCCAGACCAUCUGCGACGACUUUCCGCAAGGGUUUCCUCCGCCGGACACCAACGGGACCGCCACUAUCUGCGUUGACCGCCGAGGUUGUUGCAAUUUUACUUCGGUGCAGGCUGCAGUGGAUUCGGUCAACAUGAGCACGGAGAAGAGAACAAUCAUAUGGAUCGACAAGGGAAUCUAUCUGUACGGUAUAUCGUUCUACAAACAUGAAUAAUUACCGCAGAAUUACGUCAUAGAUGAACACAUUUAUACGUUCAUAAACCAGUGAGAAGGUGAUGAUCCCAAGUGCCAAGCCCAACAUCACCUUCCAGGGGCAGGGAAUGGAGACAACGGCCAUCGUCUGGAAUGACACAGCCAACUCUUCCGGCAACACAUUCCUCAGCGCCUCCGUCAUAAUUUUCGCUUCCAACUUCGUCGCCAAAAAUAUAAGCUUCAUGGUAAGACUUAGCAAGAGAAUACACCGGUAACCUUUACGAACCAAGGUCGAACCUAGAUAGAUUCAAAUCUAGAUAUAUGCAUGAUCGAUUAUGGAAUGCCAGAAUGUAGCUCCCAUCCCGAAGCCCGGCGACGUAGGAGGUCAGGCCGCGGCCAUCAGAAUUAGAGGGGAUAGCGCCACCUUCUGGGGGUGCGGAUUCUUCGGCGCACAGGACACGCUGCAUGAUGAUAGUGGGCGGCACUACUUCAGGGACUGCUUCAUCCAGGGAUCCAUCGACUUUGUCUUCGGCAAUGGAAAGUCACUCUACGAGGUUAGUCCAAGAAUAGGCGUCAAUCAGAGAGAUAUAUGCAUAUAUAUGCAGGCCAAACCUGACCUUAAAUAUAAAACCAUAUUUCACUCAUCGCCAGGUGGUUUUUGAUUUGAAGCAUAUCUAUUUACUAGCAUCUUGAGGUGUAUCCCUUCUCCCUCCAACCCUGCCACAGAACUGCCAGCUAAGCUCCAUAGCAUCUCCGGUUCCUGCCGGGGAGCGGCUAAUCGAUGGCAGCAUCACUGCCCAUGGGAGGACAGUGGCGUCGGACAACACCGGGUUCUCUUUUGUGAAUUGCUCUGUGGGUGGAACAGGGAGGGUAUGGCUUGGCCGGGCGUGGAAGCCGUACGCUCGCGUGAUCUUCGCCUACUCCUCCAUCUCCGACAUCGUUGCCCCUGAGGGUUGGAACGACUUGAAUGACCCUAGCAGAGAACAGUUAAGUAACCCAGCAACGAUUCUGCUGCUAGUGAAGAGAACUUCACAAUUAGUGAUCGGCGAGAUUAGUUUUCCAAUCUUCACCUUGUCAAGUAUAACUAGCAGAUUAAUAGACUAAUAAAGAAUUUGAAACACGAUAAACUGGCUCUUUUGACAUUAAUAAAGGAGAUUUCCUAGAGAUCAUUAGAAUGGAUCCAAAAGACCUUAGACUCUAGUUUUGCACAUCUCUGGAUGUGAAAGUAUCCAUCCCAUUAAGAUGUUCUUGAGAUAAUCAAUCCUCCAGUUCUCCUGCAUAUGGGGUUUUCAUGAAACAAUCUGACGAUGAUCUUCUUCAUCUUGUCUCCCUGCCAUUGAUCAGGCUCGUUUUCUUUGGGGAAUACAUGUGCAGUGGCCCCGGCUCAAACAUGGCGAUGAGAGUGCCCUACGCGCUGCCGCUAAACCGCACCCAAGCUGCUCCGUUCCUCAACAUUUCUUACAUCGACGGGGAGCAAUGGCUUCAACCCUUCGUCUAA
Molecule: messenger RNA, 1797 nt
Organism: Spirodela intermedia
Lineage: Eukaryota; Viridiplantae; Streptophyta; Magnoliopsida; Alismatales; Araceae
Source: the annotation of a GenBank genome assembly